AUGGAUGGCACGGGCUUCGUUGGCCCUCGAAUCGAAAUCUCAGAGCGUUUGCCGGAACUUGGUGCAGACAUCCAGCUGGACUGGGAUCAGAAGGCCAAGCUGCCGGCAUCGGCUGGUGUUGUGCAGGAGCUUUUCCAGCAGCAGGAAGCGAAGCUGGCAGCGACUAUUGAAGUUGGUUUCAAGCAGCUUCAGGACCUCCUUGCGCAGAGAAAAUCCGUAAACGUCGGGCUGCAAGCUUUGCAGCCAACCUCGAAAAAGAAAAAGCGUCACAGGGCAUGCGGCGAAUCCACGGUUUCGAAAUCUGACUCGGGCAGCAACGGCUCUGAGGCUUCCGCCCUUGCUGAAAACCCGAACAGAGGGCGCACUAGCCUUCUCAAUCUGGAGAGCUUGGAGGCGCCUUCACGUUCCGUCUGGUCCGUGGACUGCUGCUCCUGGCUCCCUUCCGAGGAGAAUCCUCCGAAGAAUCUUCUGAGCCGCAUCGCACAGAAGAUGGUGAGCUCGUGGAUGUUCGAAACGUUCUUUGCUGGCGUGAUCAUGACCAACUCUAUCUUCAUCGCUGUUCAAGUGGAGCUCUCUGCCGCUCAACCAGGAACACCUCCGAAUGAGGGGAUGUUCAUCGUCUCCACAUUCUAUAGUGUGCUGUUCACAAUAGAGCUUCUGACACGACUGGUGGCUGUGGGUCCUCGACUCUACUGUGGCCAGGACUGGGCCUGGACCUUGCUGGACACACUCGUGGUCGCUACGAGCGUGUUCGAAUUCAUCGUGGAACUGCCGGUUCAACAGGAAGAAGGGGAGGAAGGGCAAAGCCUAUUUGGCAAUAUGCGCCUGCUGCGCAUUCUACGGAUUGCGAAGAUCACCCGAGCAGUGCGCAUCAUUAGGCUGGUGAAGUUCGUGAGGGCUCUCAGGUCGCUGCUCUUCUGCAUCGGAAAAACCCUCAAGGCCAUGGCAUGGUCGGCAGCACUUCUCGUACUAAUCAUCUUCUUGUUCGGCCUGGUUUUCACUGACAUCACCACAGAGUACUUCGCAAAUCCUGAGCUGCAUUGGAACCCGGUGACUACAGACUUUCUUCGUCUUCGCUUCAGCUCGCUGGAGCUCUCCAUGCACACCCUCUUCGCCUCCAUUACGGGAGGCUUCACAUGGGUGGAAGCUCGCGAUGCCUUUGCUGAGCUUAGCUUUGUUUGGGGCUUGAUGUUCGAGGCCUUCAUCUCUUUCUGCUUGUUCGCCGUUUUGAACGUGAUGACUGGCGUGUUCUGCCAAUCGGCCAUUGAAAGUGCGGAGAAGGACCACGAGUUGAAUUUGCAGAUGUUGGCCCAUGAAAGGGCGAAAUACUUCCGAGCCGUGAAGCGGCUGUUCCAGCAGCUGGACAAGAAUGGCGAUGGUGGUAUAACUGUCGUUGAGUUUGAGGUUGCCCUGCAAGAUGCAACGCUAUUGCAAGUGUUCGACGCAUUGGAGAUCAGUGCGGACGAUGCUUGGGCUUUGUUUACGCAGUUGGAUUCGGACGGCGAUGCCCACGUGGAUGCGGAAGAGUUUCUUGAAGGCUGCAUGCUUCUGAAGGGACCGGCGAGGUCUGUAGAUGUCAUGGGCAUCAAGAGGGACCUGGCUGUUGUGAAACAGCGCUUGGAGCAGCAGGUGACUGCAAUGCUGGGGAUGAAGAGCAGCGGCUAA
Messenger RNA from Symbiodinium sp. CCMP2456, 1665 nucleotides. The record is from the annotation of a GenBank genome assembly. NCBI's taxonomy places the organism in Eukaryota, Dinophyceae, Suessiales, Symbiodiniaceae.